This is a messenger RNA of Pelobates fuscus (common spadefoot toad), 1155 nucleotides long. It is a transcript of the gene FOXL3, whose product is annotated as forkhead box L3. The transcript is spliced from 3 exons. Gene Ontology annotation, biological process: anatomical structure morphogenesis; regulation of transcription by RNA polymerase II; cell differentiation. The record is from RefSeq and is a predicted model, not a curated record. Bases 32 to 778 code for a protein of 248 amino acids. Gene Ontology annotation, molecular function: RNA polymerase II cis-regulatory region sequence-specific DNA binding; DNA-binding transcription factor activity, RNA polymerase II-specific. NCBI's taxonomy places the organism in Eukaryota, Metazoa, Chordata, Amphibia, Anura, Pelobatidae.
GCCACUGUAGUCCUGCAAAGGAACCUGCAGAAUGUUUGAUCAUACUCAGUACCCUUAUAAUUGUUUUAAUUAUGAUGGAGAUGACUACCCAACCUGCAGCUCAGACGAAGAGAAAAAGUACUCAAGACCAGCCUAUAGCUAUAUUGCUUUAAUUGCUAUGGCAAUCCAGCAAAGUCCUGACAGCAAAGUGACUCUGUCCGGCAUCUACGAUUUCAUUAUGAAGAAAUUCCCAUAUUAUAGGUCCAACCAAAGAGCGUGGCAGAACUCCAUAAGACACAACUUGUCUCUCAACAGCUGCUUUGUCAAGGUGCCAAGAGCUGAAGGGAAUGAAAAAGGCAAAGGAAAUUACUGGUCGUUUGCGUCAGGAUGUGAGUCAAUGCUUGAUCUGUUUGAAAAUGGGAAUUAUAAGAGAAGGCGAAGAAGAAGAAACAUGAAAAAAUGUCAGAAAGAUAGAAAACAAAGUCUAACAAAACCACUUCAUCCAGGGGACAUCUCUACCACUAACUUGUCCUCAUGUGCUAUGUCUGGCAGUGAAAAAAAAACUGACCCGAUAACCGUACAGAUGGAAUCGGACAGUAUAUUUCCAAAUGAUAUAACCAACAGACAGAGCCAGACUGAUUCCAGCCAAGCGAAGUCCGAUGAAAUCAAAUUUAGCAUUGAUUAUAUUCUCUCAGCUCCAGACCCUUUGCCAGUACUAAGAUCCCAGCAUCAUGUUCUAGAUAACAAAUAUCAUAUCUUAGAAUGCCAACAAAGGAACCUUCAGUUCUGGAGCCUAUGACAAUCAAGCUAAUUCCUAAUCAUCUGUGUUCAUCUAUCAAGGUUAUCUGUCGGAGCCAUGGGUAUCUCCGUGAAUCCAUUCACUUUGUAAACAAGCUUCGGAAUGUAACGAUUCUAUAACAACAUCCGUGCUAUGUGUAGUCUCGAGAGUAAUUUAUCUUCACUGCCGAAAUCACUAUUUGGCUACCAGUGACAUUCCUUUUUUUUUCUCCUUAAGUAAAUGAUGUAUUAAGACCAAAAUAGAGAGUUGAAUUGAAAUAGAGACUUUAGGUUGCCAUGCUCUUGAUGAAAUGACUGAUCGAUAACAUCACACAGUCCGAUUGAACAAACCAACUUGCUUUUCACAGACUCAUUAUUUAAGUUACUAAAUGUGUUGUU